Molecule: messenger RNA, 1175 nt
Organism: Megachile rotundata (alfalfa leafcutting bee)
Lineage: Eukaryota; Metazoa; Arthropoda; Insecta; Hymenoptera; Megachilidae
Gene: Pbp45
Product: proximal sequence element A Pbp45
Biological process (GO): snRNA transcription by RNA polymerase II; snRNA transcription by RNA polymerase III
Cellular component (GO): snRNA-activating protein complex
Molecular function (GO): sequence-specific DNA binding
Source: RefSeq, a predicted model, not a curated record
UACAGUGGAGAUUAAAAUAACAAUAAUGAGUAAUUUAAAAACGACAGCAGGCAAAUCGUCGAUUUUGAAUGGUUUUAUAGAAGACUGCGAACAAUUAAUUGUUCGUUUUGAUCGAGCAGAUGAUAUAAGAUUUCAAACCUUUUGCGAAAUUUGGAAGGAUAUGAAAUUCUCAUUAAUUUUUACGGGUCGUCCAAACUUUUUAGAAUUGUUAGAAUUUUGUGAAGAAGCUUUAAAUAUAUGUAAACAAUUUCUGCUUUUACCUCCUCGUUUCAAGGAACGUAUUGGGGGAUUGUAUCUUUUAUAUGGCAUAUAUUAUAAAAUGCCAAUAGAUCAGUUUAAAAUUAGAGUUAAAUUGGAUGAUUGGCGAAGUAUUAUGGAGCUUCAUGCAGAAAUAAAAGAAGCAGAACAUUUGGAUGCUAAUUAUAUAUUAUGUAAACUUAUUGUAGAUAAUGCAUUUCAUUUUUGUAUUUUUGAUAAGGAGUUUGGUUUAGAAAAACAAUAUCGCAUAAAAAAUGCACAGUGCUUUAAUCCAUAUUCUAUAUUAUCAACUUUGAAAGAUUUAGCAGAGAAACAACAAACAUUGUCAAAAAUUAACGAGUUAAGUGAACUUUAUGAACAAAGGAAGCAGGCACUGAUAUUUAAAAAUAAUUCGGGUACUGCUUUAAAGCUAUUUAAUGCAAACAUAGCUCAAGAAAUUAUUGGUGAUAUUCAAACUUUAGAAGAACAAAGAAAGAAGCAGCAAAUGAAAAAUGAAGUUGGUAAAGAACAGACAUAUGCUUCAACUUCAAAAGAUGAACAUAAAAAAUUAUCCCAAUUAAAAAGUAAUUCUAAGAAGAAAGUGAGAUCAUUUAUCGACGGUGGCUUUCAAACAGAUUCUAAUGAUUCUGAAGAUGAAGCACUAGAUCUAGAAGACUUUGAUUCUGAUUCACCAGAAAAUUUUGACUGAAGAAAAAAACAGCAUGUAAUAACAAAUACAUCUUUCAUGUAACUGGAAAACUGAGUAGAAUGUUUCAUAGAUUUCAGAUGCAAGUUAUUUUAUCAGAGAUUAAUUCCCAAGAAGCAACUGAUCAUUUUCACAUAGCUGUUCAUAUAUUUAUAGUAUUAGAAAUAAAUCUGUGUACUGAAUGGAAUUGUUACAUUGCCGCGAAUAAACAUCUAUAAGGCUCGCAGCAAUA